AUAUUUCAAACCGGUUAUCCAUUAUUGAUUGAAGAAGUAAAGAGAUCCAUCGGAGAAGAAGAAGACUGAGAAACAAUGACUUCGAGGUACUGGGUGGUGUCUCUGCCAGUGAAGGAGGACUCUUCUUCCACCACCUUGUGGAAUCGUCUUCAAGAGCAGAUCUCCAAGCAUUCCUUCGACACUCCGGUUUAUCGGUUCAACAUUCCUAAUCUUCGUGUUGGAACCUUAGAUUCUCUACUCGCUCUCGGCGAUGAUCUGCUCAAGUCGAACAGCUUCGUGGAGGGAGUUUCUCAGAAGAUAAGGAGACAGAUCGAGGAGCUGGAGAGGAUCUCUGGUGUUGAGAGCAAUGCCCUUACAGUUGAUGGAGUUCCUGUUGAUUCUUAUCUCACCAGGUUUGUAUGGGAUGAAGCUAAGUACCCAACAAUGUCACCUCUCAAGGAGGUUGUUGACAGUAUUCAGUCUCAGGUUGCCAAGAUUGAGGAUGAUCUCAAGGUUCGUGUAGCUGAAUAUAACAACGUCCGCGGUCAACUCAAUGCCAUUAACCGAAAGCAAAGUGGAAGCUUAGCUGUUCGUGACCUAUCAAACUUGGUUAAGCCAGAAGAUGUUGUCACGUCUGAACAUCUACUGACUCUUCUUGCAGUUGUUCCAAAGUAUUCUCAAAAGGACUGGUUAGCAUGCUACGAGACAUUGACCGACUUUGUGGUUCCCAGGUCCUCGAAGAAAUUGUUUGAGGAUAAUGAGUAUGCUCUUUACACCGUCACUCUUUUUACUCGUGUUGCAGACAAUUACAGGACAAGUGCCCGCGAGAAAGGGUUCCAAAUUCGUGACUUUGAACACAGCGUUGAAGCACAAGAGACUCGCAAACAAGAGCUUGAAAAGUUGGUUCAGGAUCAGGAAAGCUUGAGAAGCUCUCUUUUGCAGUGGUGCUACACCAGUUACGGAGAGGUUUUCAGCUCCUGGAUGCAUUUCUGUGCUGUGCGUAUAUUUGCUGAGAGCAUUAUGCGAUAUGGUUUACCUCCGGCUUUCUUGGCAUGUGUCUUGUCUCCGGCUGUAAAAAGUGAAAAGAAAGUCCGCUCCAUUCUUGAACGCUUGUGUGAUUCUACCAACAGUGGAUACUGGAAAAGCGAGGAGGAUGCAGGAGCCAUGGCUGGUUUAGCCGGUGACUCCGAGACGCAUCCUUAUGUCUCCUUCACGAUCAACCUUGCUUAAAGUUGAUGAGAGAUGGCUUGAUGCUUCUUCUACGUUUAUGCCUUCAUCUGUUAUAUUUGUUUGUGUUCUAUAUAUUUCAUUGUUAUUAUAUUUUGAUUUUUUUUUGUUUCAAAAUAAAAGAAGGGAAAUGAAGGUGGCACUCAAGAGAGAGAUGUUACUGUAAUAUUAUUUUGGCCGGAGUCUUGUUAGAUUCCGAUGAGUUUCUGAUACUUGUGGACGAGCAGAGGUUAUACAGUUGUUAAAGCCUUUCGUCAUUUUGUCACUUUGUUGCAUUAUUAAGCUGUUUCGUUGUUGUCUCCU
This is a messenger RNA of Brassica oleracea var. oleracea, 1509 nucleotides long. RefSeq names its product V-type proton ATPase subunit C-like. The transcript is spliced from 10 exons. Lineage: Eukaryota; Viridiplantae; Streptophyta; Magnoliopsida; Brassicales; Brassicaceae. Gene Ontology annotation, molecular function: proton-transporting ATPase activity, rotational mechanism. The coding region runs from base 76 to 1209 and encodes 377 amino acids. Gene Ontology annotation, biological process: proton transmembrane transport. The record is from RefSeq and is a predicted model, not a curated record. Gene Ontology annotation, cellular component: vacuolar proton-transporting V-type ATPase, V1 domain.